AUGGCACGAGCUCAUGAUGUGGUCCUGCGCGUAAGGGCCUAUGGGCAACAAGGAGUAGAAUUUGCACUAUCUAGUCCACAAUAUAAUGAUAAAAGAGGCAUAUUUACUUGGUGGAUCAUUAUUGCAUUGAUUCUAAGCUCGAUAGCCGUGUUAUCAUCAAUUAAGUGGGAUGUAUCAUCCACUUUUCGACUGUUCAUGGGUCUAGUGAUUGGUAUAUUGGUUGCAUUCGUCUUUCAAGCUUCUGGAAGUGUCGUAGUAGAAGAGUCAAUGUUAGUGGUACCAGCGCUUGGAGUGAGGUUGACCACAAGACGACGCAAUGGUUCAAUAAGGAGCAAGUUUGUCGACUUGGAUAGGAUUUGUGGCGUGGCCGUGAAUGAGGCGAUCACGUUUUCUAGCGUCGUGUAUUCGUUGGUUCUCAUGGUGGAAGGACAACAUGACAUGAUGCUACCAUUCGAGACAUUCCGGCCACGUGUAGCCGUGUUGCAAGACAUUUACCAGGAAACUCAAAUGUUGCUCUUCCCUGACGACAGCGAUCGAAAGAUGCGUCUUCCAGAUCAUGUUGCACUUAGACCGUGUUGA
This is a messenger RNA of Peronospora belbahrii, 579 nucleotides long. NCBI's taxonomy places the organism in Eukaryota, Oomycota, Peronosporomycetes, Peronosporales, Peronosporaceae. The record is from the annotation of a GenBank genome assembly.